This is a messenger RNA of Malus domestica (apple), 1163 nucleotides long. NCBI's taxonomy places the organism in Eukaryota, Viridiplantae, Streptophyta, Magnoliopsida, Rosales, Rosaceae. The record is from RefSeq and is a predicted model, not a curated record.
UCUCUUGUUGGGUCUUCAACUUCAAUCGCUCUGUCUCUCUCAAUCUCUCAGGUGACCCACGACGGCGCGACCCUUUUCCCUUAUCCCUCUCCUCUGUACUCUAGACCCUCUCUCCUUCCUUCCCAACUCCGCCGCUCUUCCGCUUCGUCUUCUUCCUUCACAGCGACCUGCAAGUGUCGCCGUCUCACUCGUCGUCACUGAUUUGCUCUCAGUUUCUCACCGCCAUGACCUGUGACCCACGACCUCUUGCUGUUCGAGUCUCGACCCACUACUUCGUUCCUUUGCAAGGUUAGUCUUAUAAUAAUUUCUCUCAUGUUUGUUCUACAUAUUUUGUUUUCAAUUUGAUGCGUUUUGCAGAAUUUAUUUUCAAUUUCAUGGGUUCUGUAGCUUUUCAAUUUCAUGGGUUUUGGUUUUGCAAUUUGUUUUGGGUAACUUCAGUUAUGAACACUAUUAGUUGAGGUUUCAUUAAUUUUAUAUUUUCUUAUCCUUGCAUGCGGUACUAAUUUGUAUCGACGAGAUCCUCGGCGAGGCGGAGAAGAAAUCGACUAUGAUGGAUUUCACAGCUGAGAUGAGGAUCCAAGCUUUUCUUCGACUCUUUCAUGGUUUUGGUUCGAUUUCAAAACUACCCAAAUGAUAAAAAAUUAAAAGACUAUGAUGGAUUUCUGGGUUUUUUUCUUUCUUUCUGGAUUUGGGUUUUUUGUUGAAUAUAAAGGCUUUAACUUCAUGACUACAAAACGAUUUGAGCUUUUUAGAGAGAGAGAGAGAGAGAGAGCGGCUUUUGAUGAUUUCAGCGAGUAAAUGCUGUAAGGAAGAAAUACAGAAUGAUAAAGUGUUGAUGCUAGCACAGGAGAAAAAAAUGGCACUCUGUGAUAUCUGUGGUUCAUUUCUUGUGGCCAAUGAUGCUGUAGAGAGAACUCAGUCUCAUGUUACAGGGAAACAGCAUAUUGGUUAUGGCAUGGUUCGAGAUUUUAUCGCUGAGUUCAAGGAAUCUAAGGAGAAGGUAAGGGAAGAAGAAAGGUUAGCGAGGGAGAAAGAAGCAGAAGAACGGAGGAAACAGAGGGAGAAGGAACAGGAGGAUAGAAGGAGAAGUAAUUCAAGUGACAGGGGUCUAUCUUAUGUUGUUGUGGUUGUUUUGCAUUUUUUGGAGGAAAAAAAAAAAUGAA